UUUUGAUUCAAUGGAAAACUGUAGUCUGUUAAGGGUGGAAUGGCUUUCACUUGUUCUGUGUUGCGUCGUUGCGCUGCAGUUCAGUUCAAAAUGUUCCGCAGCAAAGGACGUUCUGUAUGAAGGAUUCGAGCAGUAUAAUGGCACUGAAGUUGGCGAGUUUAUCCUCCGCGUGAAGAAACUUAAUCGCACCACGUCGGCCCUUUUCGGUACCAUAAAUCUGAAGAAAGAUUUGGGAGCGGAUCAUAACAUUGACAUAAACUUCUUUCACAGCCCGAAGGGAAAUCAACAGUUCAACCACUACCCGAUGAAGAUUCCCAAAACAAAUAUGUGUGAUUUCACUAAAAACGUCUUUCCGGAUUAUGAAAAGUACUACAAGGAUGUGGUGGAUAAUAUAUUCCAAGUUGGGGAUUGUCCCAUAACUGCUCGGGAAAUGACGAUGAACAACCACAUUCUCGAUAGUAACAUGUUUAGUCCGUAUAACCCGUCCGGAUUGUGGAGAGCUGUUAUCAAGGUGGAAGAUUCAAGCGGAGAAGGGUUUACCGUAGCCUGGACCAUGAAUGCGUAUGGCGAAAACUAUUUUGGUUAAUACGAUACCUAUGAAUAAAGUAUU
Messenger RNA from Uranotaenia lowii, 610 nucleotides. RefSeq lists its product as uncharacterized. The record is from RefSeq and is a predicted model, not a curated record. The transcript has 2 exons. Bases 11 to 586 code for a protein of 191 amino acids. NCBI's taxonomy places the organism in Eukaryota, Metazoa, Arthropoda, Insecta, Diptera, Culicidae.